Molecule: messenger RNA, 621 nt
Organism: Chionomys nivalis (European snow vole)
Lineage: Eukaryota; Metazoa; Chordata; Mammalia; Rodentia; Cricetidae
Gene: Ncr2
Product: natural cytotoxicity triggering receptor 2
Exons: 4
Coding region: 1-621 (206 amino acids)
Cellular component (GO): cell surface
Molecular function (GO): signaling receptor activity
Source: RefSeq, a predicted model, not a curated record
AUGGCCUGGGAGGCCACAUACCUGCUAUCCCCCAUCCUGCUGGUGCUCCUGGUCUCAGGCUCCUGCACAGAGGAUACAGAGUUACUUCAAACAACGGAAGACAAGAAGGUUUUUGUGAAAUGCCAAUAUGAUCCCAGCCAAUAUGUCAAUGUGAAAGUCUUGUGUCAGGAAAUAUCAGCAGGAACUUGCAAAUUGAUAGUGACCAGUGUGAGCAAAAACGUUCAGUGGCCAAAAUUCUCCAUCAAGGACGCUCCUGGGUCUGACUUCUUCACUGUCACCAUGACUGCACUCACCAUGGGAGACUCGGGUCUCUAUUUCUGUGGGAUCGUUGAAAACGACAGAACAGUGGCUGUUCUCAGAAGGUUCCGCCUGGUGGUGUCAAGAGGUCAUUCAAAUACUACUGCUUCUGCCAUGAUUCCGACUUGGACAAGAACUGAAGCUCCCCCCUUUAAUACCACAAAGGACAUGAGCACCAGCUUUUCCAGGGUCUCCAUAUCCAGCAUGGUUGUUCUCAUAGUCUGUGGACUCCUCAGUAAGACCCUUAUCUUCACUGUCUCGUUUGCUGUCACAGAGAGGUCAUUUGGAGGACAGACAGUGAUGUCGCACAACAGUGACUUCUGA